CCUCCACAUUUGCUAACUGUUGAAGUGGGAGCACUUGUCUUCAGUCUGGACCAAAGCAACAUUAACUGAAAGGCAGAGGCAUUUAUGAACGUCCCGGGGCAUCACCGAAGAGAAACCAUGAUGGGGAGUUCACAGCCACACAGACCUGCCAUCAGAUUGAUAUAGUGGAACUGAAGGAUUUGGAGAAGGAAUUUGUGUUGGCCCGCACACGGCUACUACUCGCAAAACACGACCCAGCCUCAGCAGCAAUAGCAGGCAGUGCCUCUGCUGAGGAGAUGGUUGCUUUACUUGUUCAAGUGGGACUCUUUGAUGCUGCUGUAUUCCUGUGUCAGACCUUCAAACUCUCACUGAACCCCAUCUUUGAAGGACUCUCCUACAAGUGCAUUAAACUGCAGCUUACUGGGGAGACUGCACAGUCUGAUGCCUGGGAUUGGCUGAAAACCAAUCAAAUUCCUUCUAUCGUUGCUACAAAAGAAUCCAGUGCCACCGAUGAAGCCUGGAGGUUGCUGUCGUCCUAUCUUGAUCGUUACCAGUCUCCAAGUUCUCAAUACCAUCGCUGUGUUAUUAACAAACUGCUGUCACAUGGAGUGCCACUUCCUAACUGGCUCAUUAACAGCUAUAAGAAAGUGGAUGUUGCUGGCCUCCUGCGGUUGUACCUGAACUAUGACCUUUUGGAGGAGGCAGUCGACCUGGUUUUGGAAUACAUUGAUGCGUUAAUGGGGAAAGGACCUCAGUACUUCAACAUCGAGAGGUCACUGUCAGCCACUGCUCCACCGGUUUGGCUGCCUUACACCUCUAUCGAUCAGUUACUGCAGGCGCUCGGAGAGAACCCAGGCAACAUGAAUAACAUGAGGUUGUGUGAGAAACUCCGAAGCAGCCUGGCCGAUUACCACCAGCAGGUGGAUCAAACAACAUCCGACAUGAGUAGCUACCGCAGGCAGCAGCAGCAGUUGUGAAAGUUGGGCUCGUCUUGGAGAGAUGCCUUGCUGCACGGAUUCGGUGUCUAAAUGACAGGCAAUACCAAUGACCCAGUGACACGAGCUGCCUUUUCUACAUGACCUCAUGUGCCUCUACAGACUCAUCAAAGUAGACAUCACAUAUGCACGUGGACAUGCACACAACUUUGUAAUAAUGUCAGAUUUCUGGUUCACAUUCUGCUUGUUCAGUCAGUCCUGUUAUCACUGUCCCUGUAUCCAGAGCUGUCUGCAUCUGUAACUGGGGAGGGUGAUCCCUAGAUCUCUCUGUAACCACAGUGGUCAAGGUGGGCCCCUAUCUGCAUAAUUGGGAGGGGUGGGUGGAUUGAUCCCUGGAUCACUCCCUGUGUCUCCCUAAGCAGAGGGUGAUCUCUGUAUGGGGUUGGAGCCAGUGCAUAGUGUGUGAUCCCAGGCACACAGCUGGUGACUAUACGUCUUUUUUACUGUACAUGAAUGCUGAAGAUUUGCCUUUGUAAGUCUUUUUUAUUUAUUGGAAGGUUUUUCCAAUCACGUUUAAUAAAAUAAGAGAAUUAUAA
Molecule: messenger RNA, 1510 nt
Organism: Rhincodon typus (whale shark)
Lineage: Eukaryota; Metazoa; Chordata; Chondrichthyes; Orectolobiformes; Rhincodontidae
Product: nuclear pore complex protein Nup160-like
Exons: 9
Coding region: 276-956 (226 amino acids)
Cellular component (GO): nuclear pore
Molecular function (GO): structural constituent of nuclear pore
Source: RefSeq, a predicted model, not a curated record